This is a messenger RNA of Wasmannia auropunctata (little fire ant), 915 nucleotides long. RefSeq names its product vitellogenin-3-like. Gene Ontology annotation, cellular component: extracellular matrix. The record is from RefSeq and is a predicted model, not a curated record. Bases 160 to 915 code for a protein of 251 amino acids. The transcript is spliced from 3 exons. NCBI's taxonomy places the organism in Eukaryota, Metazoa, Arthropoda, Insecta, Hymenoptera, Formicidae.
CAAAUUACAAUUUAACUUGAUGAGUAAUUGUUGUCGUCUCCGUGUCUGUUCGCUUUUUUCGAUGUAUAUUUUCAACGUGAAUAUAAUAUACUAUAAGUACAUAAUCUCAAUUAAAUAGAUUGCAAUUCUGGAACAAAUACCAUCACUGUAGAAGUGAAUAUGUUACCUUACGAAAUGCCAAAGAUUCAAGUGCACACUCCGCAACAGGAGAUUACUUUCCCUUACGCCAGAGAAACUCCUUUGGAAGAACAAAAGCUAUUAAAGGAAAAAGUCGAAACGCUCGAAAAUGAAAUAGAAAAACCUUCGUGUACUCUCGACAAAAAUAUGGUCAUUACUUUUGAUAAGCGAGUUUAUCCCGUGACACUGGGAACUACGAAGUACGUGCUGUUGAUCACUUAUCUGAUACAGGAUCCUAAUAAUCGCAAAAAUCAUAUGACAAUUGCGGAAGAAUUGAUAGUGGCUGUCGUAGCUAAGGAUAUGAACGACGGUAGCAGAAGCGUCAACAUAAUCCUGGGCAAACGAGAAGUUAAAUUGACAAAAUUGGGUCAUGAGACGAUAGCUACAUUUAACGGAGCUACAGUUAUCGAUUCAAAAAAGAGAAGUUAUGGAUACAUCGCACAUCGCGAAAUCAUUUUCGUGAUCGUAAAACUACCGGAUGGUUCGAUCGUAUGUGACUCGCAGAAGUAUGGAAUUACUGUUGCGUACGAUGGAAAUCGUGUUAACAUACGGACAGUCGAUAGGUAUCGCAAUGCCGUGCGCGGUCUCUGCGGCAACUACGACUCUAAUACCGGCAAUGAUUUUCUUACUCCUGGAAAAUACCUUCUGACAAAGCCCGAGGAAUUCGCCGCCACAUAUUCCUCGAUUCAGGAGAAUUCCGAGGGACCAGUUCUGAAGAACAGACGAAAAGCCGAAUAA